AUGCGAUCUGGAGAAUCAGAAAUUCUACAUCGAUCAAGGAAACUUUUCCAACAAUUUCUGGUUGAUGCAUACACUAUGAUUGAGUUUGAACGGCUUAAUUUCAUUCGAUAUAACCAGAGUCAUCUGAGAGCUGAGUUGUACAAAAAUAUAAAACAUUCAUUAGAUAGUGGUGAAGAUGCAGCACUGAGCACUGGAAAACGUAUCAUUAUACCUUCUUCAUUCACAGGCGGACCUAGAUAUAUGGCUGAAAAUUGUAAAGAUGCUUUCGCAAUUUGCCGUUGGGCUGGAUAUCCUGAUCUUUUUAUAACAAUUACGUGCAAUCCUAAGUGGACAGAAAUUACACGAUUUGUUAGGGCUAGACAGCUGAACCCUGAAGAUCGGCCUGAUAUUCUAUGCAGAGUCUUCAAGUUCAAAUUGGACCAGUUGCUACAUGAUUUAAAAAAGGAAAAUAUUCUUGGCAGAGUCAUUGCAUAUGUUUGUACAAUCGAAUUCCAAAAGCGCAGACUACCUCAUGCUCAUAUUCUUCUAUUCUUGAACCCUUCAAGCAAAGCUGAAAGUGCUCUUGAUAUUGAUAAAUUGAUUUCAGCGGAGAUACCUGACAAGGAAACGAAUCCUACGCUGUUUAUGGCUGUCACGAGUUACAUGAUACAUGGUCUAUGUGGUCCUGAAAAUUACAAAUCUCCUUGCAUGAAGGACGGACGAUGUUCAAAAAAAUUUCCAAAAAACUUCUGCUCCCGUACUUUGAUUGACGAUGAUGGAUUUCCUCAUUAUAAGAGAAGAAAUGAUGGGAGAGUUGUGAACAAAAAUGGUGUUGAACUUGAUAAUCGUUAUGUUGUGCCCUAUAAUGCACACCUUCUUUUAAAGUACCAGGCUCAUAUCAACGUUGAAUAUACUUGCCAGAGAAGUGCCAUUAAAUAUCUUUUUAAAUACAUCCACAAAGGGAAUGACAGAGUGACAGCUGCCAUAAAUCAUUCGGACGAUGAAAUAAAAAUGUUUUAUGAAUGCAGGUAUGUCUCCGCAUGUGAAGCAGCUUGGAGAAUAUUUGGAUUUGACUUUCAUUCGAGAUAUCCCCCUGUUCAGAGAUUGCCAUUUCACUUGCCUAAUGAAAAGAACAUUAUUUUCAGUGAUAAUGAUUCGUUGUAUGAUGUAAAGACAAGGGCGGAGUCUAGACUGUCAAUUUUUGAGUCUUGGAUGGAUGCAAAUAAAAAAUAUCCAGAAGGUAGGCAUCUAACUUAUGGAGAGUACCCGACUGAAUUUGUUUUCAAAGAAAAAACGCAUGAAUGGAAUCCGAGAAAAAAAGGAUUUUCCAUUGGAAGGAUAAAUCGUUUUUCUGCCAAUAAUGGAGAAGAUUCAUAUCUUCGCAACUUGCUUAAUUUUCAAAGAGGUUGCACCAGUUAUGAAGAUCUUAGAACGAUCAAUGGCGUGGUUUUUCCUACAUUUAAGGAUGUGUGCUAUUCUUUAGGACUUCUGGAUGAUGACAAUGAGUACAUUGAUGCAAUUAAGGAGGCAAGUUCCUGGGGAUCUGCUGCUUAUCUUAGAUGUCUGUUUGCUCUGUUGUUAUUUGCCAACGCAAUGAACAGACCUGAAAAAGUUUGGGAAGAGUGUUGGAAAUUUUUAUCCGACGACGUUGUUUAUCGGCAUAGGAAAAGAAUAGGACGUCAAGAUGCAAUUCUUACAGAAGAGUCUAUAAAAAACAUAACUCUUGAAGAAAUUGAUAAGGUACUGCAGAGCAAUGGGAAAUGCCUCUCUGAUUAUCCGUCAAUGCCACGCAUCAAUAGUGAAACUUUGCUUGAUAUGCAAAAUCGAUUAGUGUUGGAUGAAUUAAUGUAUGACAGAUUUGCUUUGGAAGAGGAGCAUAAAAGACUAAUUAAUUCCCUCACUGAUGAGCAAAAAGCUGUUUAUGAUAAAAUUGUUUCAGCAGUUACGGCAGGUAAUGGAGGGUUAUUUUUCCCAUACGAGUUCGAUGGUACAGGAAAAACAUUUAUUUGGAAUACUCUUUCAGCAUCUAUUAGAUCAAAAGCUGGAAUCGUACUUAAUGUUGCUUCUAGCGGAAUUGCUUCCCUUCUGCUUCCUGGAGGACGAACAACGCAUUCUAGAUUUCGUAUUCCUAUUCAAAUCAAUGAAGAUUCAACGUGUAAUAUAAGGCCGAAAUCUACUAUAGCUGAGUUGCUGUCAAAAACAAAGCUAAUCAUUUGGGAUGAAGCUCCAAUG
This is a messenger RNA of Gastrolobium bilobum, 2211 nucleotides long. RefSeq lists its product as uncharacterized. Gene Ontology annotation, molecular function: DNA helicase activity. The transcript has 4 exons. Lineage: Eukaryota; Viridiplantae; Streptophyta; Magnoliopsida; Fabales; Fabaceae. The record is from RefSeq and is a predicted model, not a curated record. Gene Ontology annotation, biological process: DNA repair; telomere maintenance. The annotation marks the transcript as partial.